Molecule: messenger RNA, 783 nt
Organism: Uloborus diversus
Lineage: Eukaryota; Metazoa; Arthropoda; Arachnida; Araneae; Uloboridae
Product: ephrin-B1-like
Exons: 6
Coding region: 1-783 (260 amino acids)
Biological process (GO): axon guidance; ephrin receptor signaling pathway
Cellular component (GO): plasma membrane
Molecular function (GO): ephrin receptor binding
Source: RefSeq, a predicted model, not a curated record
AUGAAGUUUCGAAUCGAUAACACAGAUCACAUCAUCGACGUGAACAGAGGGAACCUUCCGUUCGAGUACGACCAAGUGAACAUCAUCUGUCCAGCCUACAAACCCGGCACCAAGGAAGAAGACGUUGAAAGAUAUGUCAUAUACAACGUGUCCAAGGAGGAGUAUGAUUCGUGCCGCAUCACCAACCCCAACCCUCGCAUUAUUGCUGUCUGUGAUAAACCUCAUCACCUGAGAUACUUCACCAUCACCUUCCGAAACUUCACCCCGCAGCCGGGGGGCCUAGAAUUCACACCGGGCCAGGACUACUACUUCAUAUCAACUUCUCGUAAUGGUUCUGAUGGCCUGCACCAACGUGUUGGUGGUAGGUGUGCCACACAUAACACUAAAGUGAUCUUCAAGGUUUGCUGUGGACCUUCAAAAUCCUCCACAACAGAAGUCCCCAGCAGCACCACCACAACGGUGAGCACUACCACCACCACCACUCUUCCUCCCUCCACCCCCUUCCACCGCUUCCGCCGCCCGACGAUGCCGCCCUUCAGGCUGCCCCCCGGCAUCAACACGAGCAAAUAUCCUAAUUACAAAUCCUACGACUUUCCGCGGGAAGAAGAAAGCGGCAAGAUGCCAUCCAAAAAAACCGAAGAUAGAGACAAAUUGCCAAAUGAAACAAGAGCUAAAAAUGAAGAAUUAAAAAACCAAGCUUCUUUCAUAAAACUACAACAGAACUGUAUCCUCACAGUGACAACGCUCCUGCUCACACAGUAUCACCACCUACUGGCCAGGUGA